Molecule: messenger RNA, 1786 nt
Organism: Triplophysa rosa
Lineage: Eukaryota; Metazoa; Chordata; Actinopteri; Cypriniformes; Nemacheilidae
Exons: 7
Coding region: 170-1150 (326 amino acids)
Source: RefSeq, a predicted model, not a curated record
GAGUCCAUUCAAGAAAGUCUACUUUAACCCGGCUCAAGUGGGGCGUACACUUUUCUGUAGUCACGUUCACUGUGCUGUAGUCUUAUUUCUUAUCUAAUUUUCUAGCAAGGUAAUUUUAUUGUUAAAAAAAACUUGUUAGAUAGAUUAAAUAAAAUCUUCCGGCUGAAAAAUGCAGGUUUACACAAAGCAAGUAGUGGACUUUGUGGAUGAGCACCGUACUGCAUGCACGGCUGUCCUUGUUUCAGGUGUUGGUCUCUUUGCCCUGCGGAGAUGGAUGGCCGGUGGAGUCUGCCGAAGCAAAGCCCUCUUGGACGGAAAAACUGUUCUCAUAACAGGAGCCAACACUGGUAUCGGUAAAGAGACAGCGGUGGAUUUGGCCAGGAGAGGUGCCAAAGUGAUCUUGGCCUGCAGAGACAUGGGUAGAGCUAGCAAGGCAGCAGAGGAGAUCAAGAAGAGGAGCGGAAAUGAUAACAUUGUUGUGAGGAGUUUGGAUCUGGCCUCCUUGAAAUCUGUUAGAGCUCUAGCCAAAGAAAUACAGGAGACCGAAGACAGAUUGGACAUUCUGAUUAACAAUGCUGGGAUAAUGAUGUGCCCAAAGUGGCAGACAGAAGAUGGCUUUGAAAUGCAGUUUGGGGUGAACCACCUCGGCCAUUUUCUGCUUACCAACUUACUUCUGGACUUGUUAAAGAAAUCAACACCCAGUCGUGUUGUCAAUGUUUCCAGCCUGGCCCAUGAGACAGGCAAAAUUCAUUUUGACGAUAUAAAUAUGGACAAAAACUACAAUCCGCACACAAGCUAUCUGCAGAGCAAGCUUGCUAAUGUUCUGUUUAACAGUGAACUAGCGGUCAGGUUGAAAGGCACAGGAGUGACAACUUACGCCCUUCAUCCUGGGGUGAUCCGUACUGAACUGGGCCGACACUUCUUUUCUUCUCUGUGGAAAAGCAUUCUGUUUUUGCCCUUCACAUUUUUCAUCAAAACACCCUGGGAGGGUGCGCAGACCACCAUCUACUGUGCUGUGGAUGAGAGUCUAAAGGAUUCCAGUGGCCUUUAUUACAGUGACUGUGCACCCAAACUGGCAGCUCCUCAGGGUAGAGAUGAUGCAGCUCGCAGACUGUGGGACCUCAGCGCUUCCAUGGUGGGCCUGGCUUGAGACCAUGACUUGUCUAAUGAAUAUCACUUUGAUUUUUCACACUUUUUAAUUGCAUUCAAAACUAUAUUAGACAAAUCUGCUUAAUUUAAAUGAAGAACAAAGAGCCUGUGUGAUCAAGAAUGUUUUGAAUAAGAAUUUUUAAAUAUCAGAACGAAGUGCCUAUACAACAUGAUAUACCACAACAUAAAGCACUUUUUGAACCAUUGAUUCAUUAUUGACACAUUUGAUGCAUCAUGUGAAAAGAGUGUAACAUUGAGAUUAUGAUGUCACUUAGUGAGCAGUCUGUAUACAUUUAUAUGCAUUUUUCCAAAUUAUCAUAGAAUUUGGUUUCAAUGUAUUGUACCUAGUGAUUUUAAUAAAUAGUUUACUCUUACUGAGACUUUAUCAUCAUUUAGAUGUACAAAACUGACAUGAUGGUUAUACUCAUACUUAUGACAUAGAAUGGUCCUACUGUAGCUGUAUCUGGAACGAAAUUACAACAAUGAGUCGAGAAAGAAAAGAAAGUAAAAACAACGUAUAUAACUUAAGCUGAACUUACUGACAACUUUUAACUAUUAAAUUAUUGUCAUAAACAACUUAAAAUUAGUACAUGUCACCAACACACCCUGACCUGAGAUCCCAAAGGACACAAAGCUG